GAAGAAGAUCCGAGGGCUGAGGUAAGCAGGUUCCAACGCCCGGUCAAAGUGGAAACAAUAGAUCAAAAGGUUCAUGGUGACCGGUCAGAGUAAGCUUUAUUUUUUAUCACAGGAGGCUUGUCAGCAUGAAAUAAAAACAAAUUACUUGAGGCAAAGAUUUUUUUUUUCCUUAACUGAGUUUCAGCAAACUUCAGACCCAGACACAGGACUCAACGGUAUAUUUCCUGGACAGCAAGGUACUAUCAUGGCAACCACAAUCUGUUUCCUCAUCUGGGUGGCAUUCAUAACAGAUUCUGUGUGGACUCGAACUGUGAGACAGGUCUAUGAGGUCCAUGAUCCAGAGGAUUUUAAUGAGCAAGACUUCGAUUGUCCCAGGGAAUGUUUCUGUCCCCCCAGUUUUCCUACCGCUUUAUACUGUGAAAAUCGUGGUCUCAAAGAAAUCCCUGCUAUUCCUUCAAGGAUCUGGUAUCUUUAUCUUGAAAACAACCUGAUAGAAACCAUUCCUGAGAAGCCAUUUGAGAAUGCCACCCAGCUGAGGUGGAUCAAUCUAAACAAGAACAAAAUAACCAACGAUGGAAUUGAAAGAGGAGCCCUCAGCCAGCUAAAGAAGCUGCUUUUCUUAUUUCUGGAAGAUAAUGAGCUAGAGGAGGUUCCUUCUCCAUUGCCAAGAAGUUUAGAGCAAUUACAAUUAGCUAGAAACAAGGUGUCUAGAAUUCCUCAAGGGACCUUUAGCAAUCUGGAGAACCUGACCCUUCUUGACCUGCAACACAAUAAACUAUUAGACAAUGCCUUUCAAAGGGACACCUUUAAGGGACUUAAGAACCUCAUGCAGCUAAAUAUGGCCAAGAAUGCCCUGAGGAAUAUGCCACCAAGAUUACCAGCCAACACAAUGCAACUGUUUUUAGACAACAAUUCCAUUGAGGGAAUACCAGAAAAUUAUUUUAAUGUGAUUCCUAAAGUGGCCUUCUUGAGACUCAACCACAACAAGUUAUCCGAUUCAGGUCUCCCGUCCAGUGGUUUUGACGUGUCAUCCAUUCUGGAUCUCCAGCUGUCUCACAACCGACUCACAAAAGUGCCCCGAAUCAAUGCACAUCUGCAGCACCUGCACCUGGACCACAACAAAAUUAGAAAUGUGAACGUCUCUGUGAUAUGUCCUGCCACUACCACACUACCUGCAGACCAAGACUCCUUCAGUUACGGACCUCAUCUGAGCUACCUGCGUCUGGAUGGAAAUGAAAUCAAACCACCAGUCCCAAUAGAUUUAAUGAAUUGUUUCAGGCUCCUUCAGACUCUCAUUAUUUAAACACAUUUUCAACAAUCUAAAAUUGAUUUAAUACACUAAUAUUUCCAACAUGAUAUUUGGAUAACAUUCAUAGGUUUAAAGCAGAAAUCACAUUUCCAGUUGUUCCAGGCCACCAUUUUCAUCUGUGCAGUUUAGUUUUUCUAUUCAAAGAGGCUUCUUUCACAGUAGAAUAGACCAUUUUUUUAAGAGAGAGAGAGAAAGAGAGAGGGAGAGAGAGAGAGAGAGACAUGAGUUG
Messenger RNA from Myotis davidii, 1538 nucleotides. It is a transcript of the gene KERA, whose product is annotated as keratocan. Gene Ontology annotation, molecular function: protein binding. The transcript is spliced from 3 exons. The record is from RefSeq and is a predicted model, not a curated record. Lineage: Eukaryota; Metazoa; Chordata; Mammalia; Chiroptera; Vespertilionidae. The coding region runs from base 74 to 1303 and encodes 409 amino acids.